UCUCCCAGAUAGAAGACAAAUGUCAACAAUAACAAGACCAAGGCUAUCUUGUGGAGAACAUGACAAAAUAGUGUUGGUCGGUGGUGAACACCACAAAAACCCUAUAACAACUGUAUCAUGCUUCAAUCCUCUGGAUAAAACUUGGACUUCCCUACAGAAUCUACCUUUUCGUGUUUCUAGAACUGGAGUGGCUGUUAUGGGCCAGCGCAACAUAUAUGUUGCGGGGGGAAUUACUGAAGAAAAGAACGUAAAUUCAUUUGUAUGUUGGUAUCCCCUCAACACCAUCCCCAGGGGCUGGAGUAAUCAGAAAGAGAUGAUGAAAAGUAGAUAUGAGUUUGGUUAG
Uloborus diversus is the source of this 343-nucleotide messenger RNA. RefSeq names its product kelch-like protein 29. Lineage: Eukaryota; Metazoa; Arthropoda; Arachnida; Araneae; Uloboridae. Gene Ontology annotation, molecular function: protein binding. The transcript is spliced from 3 exons. The record is from RefSeq and is a predicted model, not a curated record. Bases 20 to 343 code for a protein of 107 amino acids.